Messenger RNA from Meloidogyne enterolobii, 1500 nucleotides. Lineage: Eukaryota; Metazoa; Nematoda; Chromadorea; Rhabditida; Meloidogynidae. The record is from the annotation of a GenBank genome assembly.
AUGUCGAGUCCGCAAAUGUUAAUCCGCAUCUGUCGGUCCGCAAAUGUCCGUCCGCAUAUGUUAAUCCGCAAAUGUCGGGUCAGCAAAUGUCGAUCCGCAUAUGUCGGUCCGCAACUGUCGAUCCGCAAAUGUCGUUCCGCAAGUGUCGGUACACCCUUGGGCUUUACCCUUAAUGUCGACAUUGCUAGUUUAUUGCCAAUUGAUCAUUUUUGUUUAAUCAUACUUUGGAGGUCAUUUCCUAUUUUUCGAUUGAAUCGUCUGCUCAAAAAUGAAAGAAUUCAACGUUUUAUGGAGCAAACGGAAACUCGAACUUCAAUGCCCAAUGCUUUUAGAGUUGGAGUUGUUGUUUGGUAUAUUGCUGUUAUUAUACAUUGGAAUGCUUGUUUUUAUUUUCUUAUAUCUGAAAGUAUUGGUUUGGGAACAGAUCCAUGGGUAUAUGGUGCUCAAAAUAAACAAAGUCUGCCUGAUGGAAUUAAUGAUACUUUAACUAGAAGAUAUAUUUACAGUUUUUAUUGGUCAACAUUAAUUUUAACAACAAUUGGUGAAGUGCCUGGACCCCAACAAAAUGUAGAGUAUGCAUUUGUAACUGUCGAUUUAAUGUGUGGAGUACUUAUAUUUGCUACAAUUGUUGGAAAUGUAGGAAGUAUGAUCUCAAACAUAAGUGCCGGACGAACAGAUUUUCAAAAUAGAAUUGAUUCUAUCAAGCAAUAUAUGGAUCUACGAGGAGUUGGAAAACAGUUGGAAAAUCGUGUCAUUAAAUGGUUUGAUUAUUUAUGGGCCAAUAAACAAGGAUUAGCUGAUGCUCAGGUGCUGAAGGUUUUGCCUAAUAAAUUACAAGCUGAAAUUGCAAUGCAUGUCCAUUUUGAGACUCUUCGUAAAGUGCGAAUUUUUCAGGAUUGUGAAGCUGGUUUAUUGGCAGAAUUGGUACUUAAAUUGCAACUACAAGUAUUUAGUCCAAAUGAUUAUGUUUGUCGCAAAGGUGAUAUUGGACGAGAAAUGUAUAUUGUUAAGAGAGGCAUGCUCCAGGUUGUAAGUGAUGAUGGUUCUAAAAUAUUUGCUACAUUAUCUGAAGGUGCUGUCUUUGGCGAAUUUAAAAAUGGAAACAGACGCACAGCAAAUGUUCGAUCAGUUGGAUAUACCGAUUUGUUUGUUUUGAAUAAAGUUGAUCUUUGGAUAGCUUUGAGAGAAUAUCCAGAAGCUAGAAAAAUUCUUAUAAACAAGGGUCGUGAAUUAUUACGGAAAGACAAUCUUUUGGAUGAGAAUGCUCCCGAGGAACAAAAAUCAGCAGAAGAAAUGACUGAAGAAUUGCAAUCUUCUGUUAGAAUUCUUCAAAUUAGAGUUGCAAGACUUCUGGCAGAACACACAAAUACAGAAACAAAACUUAGAGAACGGAUAUCUUAUUUGGAAUCAAAACUUCGGAAAUAUGCUGUCUUGGCUAAAGAAAAGGAAGCUCAACUAGAAGAUGAAAAUUCUAAUCAAUUUGAAGAUGAAGGAAAUUAA